Molecule: messenger RNA, 600 nt
Organism: Diaporthe citri
Lineage: Eukaryota; Fungi; Ascomycota; Sordariomycetes; Diaporthales; Diaporthaceae
Exons: 1
Coding region: 1-600 (199 amino acids)
Source: RefSeq, a predicted model, not a curated record
AUGGCCCCUCGCAAGAAUACUGGAUCUGGCAAGACCGCUGCCACUGCUCAGGCCUCUGGCGGUCGCAAGAAGUCCAAGUCUAGCUCGCCCCCCAAGACCCCUCCCCGACCGCGGGUGAUGUGCCCUGGUUGCUCGACCGAGCUCGCUCUCCACAAGAUGCUCUCCAAUUCUGAGGCGUUCGUUUACUCCUCCAUGACCGACAUGAAGAAGCUCGGCAUCGAGUGCAAGAAUGAGUCCUGCGCCCUCUACAUUGAGGGCGUAGGCGAUGCCGACGAGAAGCUUCCCGUCGACCCUGUCAUCGAGAAGUACGUCAAUGAUGCCAAGGUGGAGCGAGCUGCUAUCAAGACGGAGAAGAAGGAGAAGAGAGAGCAGGAAAAGACCGAGAACAAGAAGAGGAAGCGAGAUGAGAAGGAGGCCGAGUACGCCAAGUACGAUCCUUUCUCCGGUGCCAAGGAGAAGGAGGCGGAAGAGGCCAUUGAGCGGCAGAAGCAACAGGAGCGAGAGACGGAGAACAUCGUCAAGAGCUGGAAGAAGAUCCAGAAGGCGGCUGAGAAGCUUUCAAAGCUCGAGGACACCGUGAUCGACUCCGUUGAGGAGUAG